Messenger RNA from Carica papaya (papaya), 772 nucleotides. Its product is annotated as Cyclophilin-like peptidyl-prolyl cis-trans isomerase family protein. Gene Ontology annotation, biological process: protein peptidyl-prolyl isomerization; protein folding. Lineage: Eukaryota; Viridiplantae; Streptophyta; Magnoliopsida; Brassicales; Caricaceae. Gene Ontology annotation, molecular function: peptidyl-prolyl cis-trans isomerase activity. Gene Ontology annotation, cellular component: catalytic step 2 spliceosome. The record is from RefSeq and is a predicted model, not a curated record.
CUGGGAAAUUACUCGUGCGGCGAGUAGUGUCUCUCUCUCUCUCUCUUUCUUGCGAGGAUGUGGGCAAGCGCAGAAGGAGGUCCUCCCGAGGUUACUCUUGAGACCUCCAUGGGUUCUUUCACUGUUGAGCUUUAUUACAAGCAUACACCAAGGACUUGCAGGAACUUCAUCGAACUCUCCCGUAGAGGUUACUACGAUAAUGUCAAAUUUCAUAGAAUUAUUAAGGAUUUUAUAGUGCAAGGUGGAGAUCCAACAGGAACUGGAAGGGGUGGAGAUUCCAUAUAUGGUGCUAAGUUUGAAGAUGAGAUCAAGCCGGAGUUGAAGCACACAGGAGCUGGUAUUCUCUCCAUGGCAAAUGCUGGUCCAAAUACAAAUGGUAGCCAGUUUUUCAUAACUUUGGCACCAGCGCCAUCUCUGGAUGGAAAACAUACAAUAUUUGGAAGAGUAUGUCGGGGAAUGGAGAUUAUCAAGAGACUUGGUAGUGUCCAAACUGAUAACAGUGAUAGGCCAAUCCACGACGUGAAGAUAUUACGAGCAACAGUCAAGGAUUAAGGCUGCAGUCUACUCGUACUUAUUUCUUCCUUUUAAUACACACUGAUCCAUGCUUUGUACCAAUAUCAAGGCUAUUGUUUCUUUGACCAACAUUCAAAACUGAAGAUUAUGUGUUUGAUGAGAUCUUUCCCUGGGAACAAGAGAGAAACAAAGGGCAAAAUGAGUUUCAGAAUUCUGUUAUAUAAAUUUCUCUUUUAUACCACGUUGAUUCCUACUGCCA